Spodoptera exigua (beet armyworm) is the source of this 5307-nucleotide messenger RNA. Lineage: Eukaryota; Metazoa; Arthropoda; Insecta; Lepidoptera; Noctuidae. The record is from the annotation of a GenBank genome assembly.
GGCGCCCCACCCGCGUGCGUAGGCGCCGCUGCCUCACUCCGCAACACUUAUUGUUAGUUGUAGAGUGCACCCCGCGCCGACCUGUGUCGCGCCGUCCCGCUACACAAACUAUGUGCACCCGAAUCAAACGAUCUGUGAUAUAGUGAUAAGUUCUAUUUAUUAAGUGAAAGAAGUGACUAUAGUGUCCCAAAAGAAAGAUGACUCAUAACAUAAUUCUAUACUACUUCUUAGUAGCACUGACAGCACCACUCCUUGUACAAUGCAUAUCAGUGCUAGGUCCACAAGUGUUGCGGCCCUUCAACUCUUACACAGUAGCCAUAGCAGGUGGCUCCAGAGCAUAUACUCUGUAUGUAGCCGUGGAAGGUAGACGAGCUAAUGGGGAACAGUUCACGAAGGGACGAGAAGUGCAGGUCCCUGCUGCUGCCACCAGGCUCAUAGAACUUGAAAUCGGUGACCCUGGUCCGGGGCAGUACUCGCUGGUAGCGCGGUCAACCUCAGGCCCGCUAUUCUCGUCAUCGUCACCGUUGUUCUACCAACCGCGCAGUUUCGCCAUCUUCGUACAAACCGAUAAACGAGUCUACCAACCCAAAGACACCAUUAACUUUAGGGUCAUCGCCUUGGACAAGUACCUGCUGCCUCUGUCGACGACUGUGGACGUCAGUGUGCUGGAUACAGGCGGGUCACCUAUAAGGCAAUGGGCUGGUGUUGAGCUAGAUCGAGGAGUACUUACUCAAGAGUUGGUCUUAGCUGAUGAACCUGCUCUUGGAGAAUGGACAAUACAGGUGGAGGCUCGUGGGCAGAAAUACUCGCGACGGGUGCUGGUCGCAGACUAUGUACAGCCAAGGUUCCACAUGGAGAUGAACAUGCCAAAGGAAGUCCUGUUCACCGAUGGAAGAUUCGACAUCAACGUUACCGCUAAACACUUCAACGGACUCCCAGUUCGUGGUGAACUUACGAUAUCUGCGUACCCGGUGUUCUUCUCCGGAGUUCUACAACCGGUUGUCGCAGCCCCGACAAGGAAAGUCGUGGACAUUAACGGUCAAGCGCAAAUUACAUUCGACCUCAAAACUGACCUAGACUUGGCUGAGGAUGCAGCGAGGCCGCUCGUCGUGGAAGCCGUUAUUGAAGAGAAAGAUACAUUAAUCAAACAGAAUAUUACGAACAGAAUUCUGCUUUUAAGAACACCUUAUAGACUGAAAGUAACAGCGCCCAAUUACUUCAAACCUACACUGCCUUAUAUCGUACAGAUUGAAGUAGUAGACCCAUCAGGGCAGGUGAUGCCUGCAGAAGGUGACGUCACAGUAGAGCGACUAUGGGACGAUGGCGCUCCAGUGAAUGUCACCACCGUGACUCUGAACAAAGGCAUCGCCACUUAUUCCGUGGUACCCGAUAGAGCUCAUGUCAACUCUACGCUGAACUUAGUGGUAAAAUACAAGGAAGUAACAGAACGCGUAGUAAACGUGCAAAGAAGUGAAUAUUCCUUCGGCCAGUUCCUGACGGCGGAGAUACUAACGCGCGGUACUGGCGUAGGCGGUGAGAUGCGUGCGCGCAUCACUGCCACCGAACCUAUGGACAUGGUGCACUACGCUGUGAUUGGACGAGGGGAUAUCAUUGUUGCGAAGACCGUUGAGUUGAGCCCAGCCCGUCGCAGCGUAGACGUGACAGUGUCGGUAACAUCCCGCAUGUCCCCGGGCUGCGUGUUGGUGGCGUGGUACCCGCGCCUCGACGUCAACAACCUGCUCGCCGCCGCAGUCUAUGCGCCACAAUCCAACCUACUACAGAAUGAUAUCGCAAUAUCUCCUGUAUCAAGUGGCGGCGCGGGCGCACGCCCCAAUACUCUGGUAGAGCUGCGAGUGUCGGGCGACGCAGGCGCAUACGUGGCUCUAUUGGCUGAAGACACCAAGGCUAUACAAGCUGGACUCGCCAACCAAAAUGGACUUGGCAAUGGACUUGAUAUGCACACUGUUGAGCGAGAAGUAGAAAGCUUCAACGGUCUAUCGCAUUCGAUAUUCAAAAAUGAAGACCAUCUUCCUGGAAUGGGCUUGGACCUGAGUGGCUACACUGCUGCAGAUGUUUUCAAAAACGCUGGCGUGGUUAUCCUUACUGACGGUGUGGUUGUCAAAGGCAAUACAGAAGCUCCAACCCAAGCCGUGGUAGAAACAGGCACUCGGGCUCCUCAAGCAGGACCAUAUGCCUUCAGUCGGUUGCCCCCACCGCCAUCCCCUCGGUACUAUCUCACUGUCACACCACAACCCACAUGGAUGCUGGCCAACCUUACUAUUGGUAAUGAUGGACAAGGAGCCAAAGAACGUUGGACAGCAGUGACGCCUGGUGAAUUCUCAAUCGGAGCCUUCUCAGUCCACCCUACCCUUGGCCUUGGACUGGCUUCCCCACAGAAGUUCACCACAUCCGUUCCCCUGUCGAUAUCUGCAGAGCUACCUGCCACUCUUCAACGAGGAGAGACUGUAGCUGCAGUAAUCAUCUUGAAGACUACACUAGCGGUAGACACAUCCGUUGAGGUCACUUUCUACAACAGCGAUCAAUACUUCGAAUUCGAACCUCUCGAUAACGAACUCGAUUCAGCGAAAAAAAUUGAAUUAUUCCGUCGCGUCCGCGUGAUGGUCCCGGCGCGUGGCUCCGUGAGCACUGCCUUCUUAGUCACAGUGGUGCGCAGUGGAGAUGCGCCUGUCAUCGUCGAAGCGAGUGGCAAUGGCGUCUCCGACUCACUCUUCAGGACUAUUCAAGUCAAGGAUGGUUACGAAGAGGAUUUAUUCUCAUGGAGUCUACUGGACGCCCGUCGUGGAGUAGCCCGAGCUAACGUAACGCUAGAAGUACCGCCAGGUAUAAAGGCGGGUCCCACAUCACUUCAAGCUACAGGGGACUUGCUCUCUGGAGCCCUGCAGGCUGUGAGAGAGCCUCCAGCUCCCGCCGCAGACCCGACUUAUGCUGUGAGACCAUUAGCACUAGCUUGCGUUCUACUGGAUUACUUGCAGGCUUCAGGACAAGAAGAAGUAGCUUCAACUAAAGAAGCAAAGGAACUGGCAGCCAUUGGUUACCAACGUCUAAUGGCCUUCCGACGAUCUGACGGUUCUUUUGCAGCGGAACUUGAUGCUGAUGCAGAAGGAGAUGUUUGGAUGACGGCGGUAGCGUGUCGUUGGUUGUCGCGAUGCGCGCGCUACGUCCAAGUAGAGCCUACGGCAGCGCGCGAGGCGGCGGCGUGGCUGGCGCAUGCGCAGCGGCCGGCCGGGGACUGGCCGCCGCCCGCACCCUCCGCACGCACUGCGCCACACGCACAGACCACACUACCCCUCACUGCAUACUCACUUAUAGCCCUCCACCACUCCAAGGGCAGUGAUGUCUUAUACAAGAACAACAUCAACAAGGCAGUGGACUUCGUGGCCCGAGGGCUAUCACCAGAACUAGACGCGUAUUCUCUGGCUCUGAUAGGAGGAGCUCUGGCUGUCACUAGACACCCACAACUCACGCAAACAUUAGAAAUCAUGGACAAAUACGCCAACGCUACAGGUUCAACAUUAUUCUGGUCACGAAUACUAUCAGGUAACGAGUGGCGGAAUCCCUGGUUAAAGGGCAAUAGCUUAGAGGCUACGACAGCAGCUUGGGGCCUGCGGGCCAUGUUAGGAGCUCGGCUGGUGGAGGAAGCUACUCCUGUUGUCAGGUACCUGCUGCAAGCGUACCUACCGCAUGACCCUGAUCCUGAAGUGAUGGAUGCACUGGCACAAUAUGCGGAAGUUGCGAAGACAUCAUCGAAGCUGCGAGUGUCGGUGAACGUCACUGGAUCGGAAGAAGCAAGACAAUUCCAGAUUGCAGAGAAUAAUGCAUUGGUGAUACAGAUGAAACCGAUCCGCACCAGCCGAUCCGUUAGCGCAGUGACUGAAGGUCGUGGUCUCGGUCUUCUUGGCUUGUCUGCUCGAGGUGCUACCAAUGUGACGGCACCUUGGCCGCGGUAUACCCUCGACCCCAGAGUGGACCAGGUGUCCACUAAAGACCGUCUCCAGCUCUCCGUUUGUUUUGGAUUCGUAGCACAAGGCAAUGAAACGGAGAGUGGUCUCACGUUACUGACUGUCCAACUUCCAUCAGGAUAUGUAGCGGAUAUCACCACGUUGACUGAAUUGACGUCGGUGCGGCACGUGGUGUGGGCGCGCGUGGCGGGCGCGGGCACGCGCGUGCUGGCCGCCGUGCGCGCUGCACGCGCCGAGCGCUGCGCCACGCUGGCCGCGCCGCGGGCACUGCCCGUCGCCAGGCAGCGCCCCGCCUGGGCUACGCUGCAGGAUCUCUACGAUUCCAGUCACCGAGCACGCGUAUUCUUCUCCCCGACCGCGGCGAGUGCGUGCGACGUGUGCCGCGCGUGGGAGUCGUGCUCCCGCGCUUGUGGCGCCGCCGCGCAGCAACUGGGGAAUCGCGACACGCCCGGACAGCUCGCGCCUGACGCUGCGCACGCGCAUCUUCUAGCCCCAGCCACUAUAUUGUUGGCCACCGCACUACUACUACUAUAGCCUGCAGACCAACUUUAAUCUGUGACAACUAACACUAACUAAAGUGCUAUUUUAUUGUGUGCAGUGCGAAAUGGAGUACAAGUGUAUAAGCAAUACAGUUCUGUAGGUAUCUACCGCCGACUAGUUAGGUACACAUUGUUUCUUCGAUUGAAGAGUAUUGAGGACAUGAUGUGAUAAGUCCCAGUAAUCCAACCUCCGUACUUGCAUUACUGUGGCUUCACAAUAUUUGGCUUCUUUGUCAAUUUUACGUUAUACCUACAUAAUUUUAUUCCACAAAGUGUACCCACAUGAUUCGAACUACGUUUGAACGCAAAUGUAGGUACUUAUGCAUACUUUUCAGUAACAUAUGACUAUCUACUAAAUAAACUAAUGUAACUUAAACUGGAUAACACAAUAUAUUGUAGUAAGUAGCAGCAGUGGUUAAAUGAAAUGAAAGAAAACACACCUUAUUUAUUAUUCUUACUUUAUAUAAAUUCGUACAAAUAAAUAUGUAUAUUGAAUCAGUGGCAUUUUGUUUAAAUAGAUUGUUAAUAUGUAUAAAUUAUUGACAAUUUUACAUGGUUUGUGACUAUACAUAAAAUUUUAUAUUAAAACGAAAAAUCACAAUAAAAUGAUAAAUAAAUAACUUAAAAAUAUAAAAAUGGACUUUUUACUUAACCUAACCUGCCGUCAUAACCAAACUUUAAAAAAAAAUGAACUAUAUUUCCAUCUUCCUCAUCAUCCAUUGGAAAAAGCCGAGGAUAGAGAAAGACAUGGUUAGAGGUACCGCUGACGCUUUGAUCCACGCCCAUAA